Molecule: messenger RNA, 1204 nt
Organism: Lampris incognitus (smalleye Pacific opah)
Lineage: Eukaryota; Metazoa; Chordata; Actinopteri; Lampriformes; Lampridae
Gene: tpbg1b
Product: trophoblast glycoprotein a
Exons: 2
Coding region: 1-1110 (369 amino acids)
Biological process (GO): negative regulation of canonical Wnt signaling pathway
Cellular component (GO): plasma membrane
Molecular function (GO): protein binding
Source: RefSeq, a predicted model, not a curated record
AUGCUGGAGUCGGCGCGGCGCGUGGUCUUCUGCGCGCUCGUCUGCUCCGUCUACGCGCGCGCCUCUUGCCCUGCCGGCUGCGCGUGCUCCGAGGCCGCGCUCACGGUGAAGUGCGUGUCGGCGGGCCUGCGCGCCGUCCCGCGCGGCGUCCCGUCCUACACCCGGACCCUGUUCAUCACCGGGAACCGGAUCGGCCGGGUCGGAGCCGACGAGUUCCGGGGCCUGGACCAGGUCAGCACGCUGUCUCUGAGCAACAACAGGAUCGUGGAGGUGGACUCCCACGCCUUUGCGCACCUACGCAGCCUCCGCUCUCUGGACCUGAGCAACAACCACCUGGCCGUCAUUCACCCCGAGGCCUUCACCGUCCAAAACCACUCUCUGCGGGAGCUCAACCUCAGCCGGGCGCUGUACAACCACUCCUCCGUGAUGGACCUGUCCAUCUCCCUGCGCUGGAGUUCCCUGGGCAACCUGCAGGUGCUGGACCUGUCCGGCAACGGCCUGAUCUACCUGCCGCUGCGCCUCUUCUCCCGCCUGGCCGGCCUGCAGCGGCUCCAGCUUUCCAACAACUCCCUGGUGGCCAUCCACAACUCCACCUUUUCCGGACUGGAGCUGCUGGAGGAGCUUGAUCUGACCUUCAACGCCCUCAAGACCGUGCCAGAGGAGGGUCUGCAAGAACUGGACUCCCUGCCCAGGGCGAGGUUGCUCCUGGGCGACAACCCGUUUACCUGCACCUGCGGCAUCGAGCCCUUCGCCCUGUGGCUCAACAGUUCCCAGGGGCGCGUCAGGGACGCCGAAGCCCUGACGUGCGCCUUCCCCGCUGGCAUGCAGAACGUGUCCCUACUAGCGGCGGGCAAGCUGACGCUGGGGUGCCACCAGAGGGCCAUGGGGGCAGACCUGGCUUUGCAGACCUCGUAUGUCUUCCUGGGUAUAGUCCUGGGCUUCGUGGGGUUGGUCUUUCUGUUUGUGCUUUAUCUCAACCGCAAGGGCAUCAAGAAGAGGAUCUACGACACGCGCGACGCCUGCAGGGAAGUGUGGGAAGGGUAUCACUACCGCUACGAGAUCGAUUCCGACCCCCGGUUAUCACAGGUGUCCACCAGUGCCGAUGUGUGACUAAGACGAUCUCUGCUCUCCUUCCUUUCUUUUUUCCUAAUGAAAGACUUGUUUCCCCGCCCCCCCCCCCCUAAUGCAUUUAUCAGAACAUAAC